Molecule: messenger RNA, 567 nt
Organism: Symbiodinium sp. CCMP2456
Lineage: Eukaryota; Dinophyceae; Suessiales; Symbiodiniaceae
Source: the annotation of a GenBank genome assembly
AUGACACGAAUGCUGCGUUCAUUCUUGAUCUUUCUGUGUGCGAUGGUAAAACUGCCAUUGUGGCGAUCCGGAGGAGAUGCUCUUUCGUUGGCGUCUGCUUUACGGACGAGCACAAGCAAAGCCUGUAUCAACGGCUGGAGUCCGUUGUCUUCACAGACAUGCAGACUCCAGACUCGGUUCUUUUCGAGCCCGGGCUUCUCGCAGUGCUGGGCAAGAAGGGCAAGCGCAAGGCAGAGCCAAAGAAAAAGGGCAAGGACCCCAAAAAGCCAAAAAAGGACGAAGAUGAGGAUGAACAGGAAGAUCAGGAGGAAGAGGAUGAAGAAGAGGAGGAUGAAGACUUGGGGUCGGCCCAAGAGGGCGAAGACGAUGAGGAGGAAGAUGAUGAAGAGCAGGAUGAGGAAGACGAUGAAGCACCCAAGAGGGGCAGGGGCCGGGGCCGGGGCCGUGGACGGGGUGGCAGGGGCGGUCGUGCGGGUGCCAAGCCCGAGCCAAAGAAGAAAGGAAGCGGACGUGGUGGAAAAGGCAAGAAGCCAAAGGCUGGUAAUUUGCAGUUGCUUUGUUGAUUGA